Kazachstania africana CBS 2517 is the source of this 2082-nucleotide messenger RNA. It is a transcript of the gene ENP2, whose product is annotated as ribosome biosynthesis protein ENP2. The coding region runs from base 1 to 2082 and encodes 693 amino acids. Gene Ontology annotation, molecular function: protein binding. Lineage: Eukaryota; Fungi; Ascomycota; Saccharomycetes; Saccharomycetales; Saccharomycetaceae. The transcript has a single exon. Gene Ontology annotation, cellular component: nucleolus; small-subunit processome; nucleus. Gene Ontology annotation, biological process: maturation of SSU-rRNA from tricistronic rRNA transcript (SSU-rRNA, 5.8S rRNA, LSU-rRNA). The record is from RefSeq and is a predicted model, not a curated record.
AUGGUUCUAAAGUCUACUUCUGCAAGUGAUGUUUCAGUAUAUCAGGUUUCAGGUACAAAUGUAUCGAGAUCAUUACCUGACUGGAUCGCCAAGAAGCGUAAAAGAGAACUUAAAAACGAUUUAGAAUAUCAGAAUAGAGUGGAAUUAAUACAAGAUUUUGAAUUUAGUGAAGCAUCUAAUAAAAUCAAAGUUACAAAAGAUGGCCAAUAUGCCAUGGCUACAGGUACAUAUAAACCACAAAUUCAUGUCUAUGAUUUUGAUAAUCUCUCGAUGAAGUUUGAUAGACAUACAGACGCUGAAAACAUCGAUUUUUUGAUUUUAUCUGAUGAUUGGACUAAAAGUGUUCAUUUACAGAAUGAUAGAAGUAUCCAAUUCCAAAAUAAAGGUGGUAUUCACUAUACAACUCGUAUCCCCAAAUUUGGUAGAAGUUUAGCUUAUAAUGAAGUCAACUGUGAUCUAUACGUUGGUGCAAGUAGUAAUGAACUUUAUAGGCUAAAUUUGGAGCAAGGUAGAUUUUUAAACCCUUUUAAAUUAGAUACAGAGGGUGUAAAUCAUGUUUCUAUGAAUGCGGUCAAUGGUUUGGUUUCUGUUGCUGUAGAAGAUAGUGUUGUUGAAUUCUGGGAUCCAAGAGCACGUUCAAGAGUAGCGAAAUUAUAUCUGGAAAACCAUUUCGAUAGUAAUCCAUUCCAAGUUACAACAACAAGUUUCCGGAGUGAUGGUCUUAACUUCGCUUGUGGUACCUCUAAUGGUUAUUCAUACCUAUAUGACCUACGUACAUCUGAACCAGCCAUGGUUAAGGAUCAGGGUUACGGUUUCGAGGUUAAGAAAAUUAUAUGGUUAGACAAUAUUGGUGGUGUUGAAAAUAAAAUAUUGACGUGUGAUAAGAGAAGCGCCAAAAUUUGGGACAGAAUUGAUGGUAAGGCAUAUGCAUCAAUGGAACCAAAUGUUGAUAUCAACGACAUUGAACAUAUUCCAGGUACUGGUAUGUUUUUUACAGCAAAUGAAGGCAUCCCUUUACAUACAUAUUAUAUUCCAAACUUAGGUCCAUCGCCACGUUGGUGUUCAUUCUUAGAUUCGAUAACAGAAGAAUUAGAAGAGAAGCCAAGCGAUUCCGUUUACUCUAAUUACAGAUUUAUUACAAAGGGUGAUGUUAAGAAGUUAAAUAUUGGCCAUCUUGUUGGUUCAAAGGUUUUAAGAGCCUACAUGCACGGUUUCUUCAUAAAUUCAGAACUUUAUGAUAAAUUAGCACUAAUUGCCAAUCCUAACGCAUAUCAAGACGAAAGAGAAAGAGAAAUUAGACGUCGUAUUGAAAAAGAAAGAGAAUCUAGAAUUAGAUCGUCUGGCGCAGUACAAAAACCUAAAGUUAAAGUUAAUAAGACAUUGGUUGAUAAAUUAUCCGAGAAGCGUGGUGAUUCUGUUGCAGACAAAGUUCUUACUGAUGAUCGUUUCAAGGAAAUGUUCGAGGAUGAAGAGUUUCAAGUCGAUGAAAAUGACUAUGAUUACAAACAAUUAAACCCCGUCAAAUCUGCUAGGGAAACUGAAGAGGGUGCAGCCAAACGUAUUAGAGCUCUAACGGCAGCCGAAGAAUCAGAUGAAGAAAGAAUUGCCAUGAGAGAGAGGGGUAGAGGUGCAUACGAUGAUGAAGACGAAGCUGAGAGUGAAAGCGAGUCUGAGAGUGACGAAGAUAAAGAAUUAGAUGAAAAGACCCAAAAGAAAAUACAGAAACAAUUGAAAUCGAUUGAACGUAGAAAGAGAGAAAAUGAGCAAACUGCAAAUUUCAUGAGUGAAAUGAAAGUGGGUUCUCUUUCUUCCAGUUCUGAUAAAUCUAGUAAGGUAACAUUCGCGGAUCAAGUAAGUGCUCUUGACAAAGAAGCACAAGAAAAGAAGUCGGAUGAUUCCAUAAUGCGUCGUAAUCACCGUGGUGAAGCAGAGCUAACUUUUGUACCUAAGAAGAAAGAAAAGAAGCCUACAAAGAAGCAGGUUGAAUCUAAUGACGAAGCAUCUCAAAAGGAUAACGGUAGAACAAAGCAAAGAUUUUCUGGUAGAAGAAGUGCCAGUAAAAAUACAUUCCGUGAAAUGUAG